AUGUCUGAACACUCUGAUGCUCAAGCUACGGGAGUAACCCCCGAAGUUUCUGGAACAGCUGACAAUGGCCCCAUUGAUUCUACUGCUGAGAAUCUGGAAAGCUUAGAACUUGAAACCAAGGACCGAACUGAAGGCAACCCAUACGAGGCCGAGGCAUUGGACAAAGAUGACGAUGAUAGUGAUGUAUUCCACGAUGCUUCUAUUGAAAAGGAGUCGGCGGUGCCCAGUACUAAAAGUGCUAAUGUGUCUUCCCAGGAUACAUUUGAAGAUGCCAGUGCCCCGGCGGCAACGGCUGUCACAGAGAAUCCGCCCCAAGCCGGAACCAACCCUUUCGCUCCAGAGUUGACCCACCCAUAUGAAGGUGAGCCUCAUGCUGUUUUGUCAGAGGCUGAUAUUGAUUCCAAGCCUGCUAUUAGCGAGUCUCAUGCUACUGAUGCCACUACUGCUACGACCACAGACGUUCCAUCUGCGCAUAUUCCUCCUCCACUUCCUCCAGGCCACCCUACUCAACCCCCAACCCUACCCUCUCGCGAUGUGACAACCGCAGUACCACCUCUUCCUCCUCGCAAGCGAAAACCAUUCUUCUGGCUUCGUGACAAGCUUUCGCCUGCAACAAGCGACACAGAUGCCCAAAGCACUAAUGGUGGCUCGCAUUCAUUUACAUCUACUUCAAACUUUGAUCUUUUGUUGAGUCGCGUUGAAGCCAAUUUGGAAAACGUUCAGCGAGGUAGAAGUUCUGGUAAAGUUGUUGAUGGAAUUUCCGAAUUGAAGGAACGAUUCCAAGCCAUUCGUGCAGAGCUGGAACCUGCGCAACAAACAAAGCAUUUGAACUCGGCAAUUGAUUCUCCUAGUGAUUACGAUGGCCAACAAGCCAUUGACUGGGACUUUUGGGAGCAAGUUGUUUCUGACUAUCCCAAUGUGGCCAAGAGCAAUCCUAUUGAUUUGUCUCUGGCGAUUGCCCAAGGCAUUCCUAAUGACUUGCGGGGAAUUGUGUGGCAGGUUAUUUCUGGGUCCAAGUCUCUUUCUCUUGAGGAGGUGUACUCUUCAAUAAUUCUGGAAGAUAGUCCGCAUGAAAAGGCUAUUCGACGAGACUUGAGCCGUACGAGCUUUAUUAAGAAUGCUGAUUCUGAGAGUCUUUUCAAAAUUAUCAAGGCCUAUAGUCUUUUUGACCCCGAGGUGGGAUACACACAAGGAAUGGCAUUUAUUGCAGUUCCAUUACUGAUUAGCAUGCCUGAGAAUGAGGCAUUUGGUCUGCUUGUUAAUCUGAUGAAAGAUUAUGGACUGCGAGAGUUUUUCCUUCCUGAUAUGCCUGGCUUGCAUUUGAGAUUAUAUCAGUUUGACAGGAUUUUGGAAGACACUCUUCCAGAUGUGCAUAUUCACUUGGCUCGCCAGGGUGUGCGGUCAAGCAUGUAUGCUUCGCAAUGGUUUUUAACCUUUUUUGCUUACAAGUUCCCGUUGCAGAUUGUUCAGCGUAUUUUUGAUGUCGUUGUUGCAGAGGGCAUUGAGUCUUUGCUGCGUUUUGCUGUUGGUUUGAUUUGUCGCAACGCAGCCACUAUUUUGAAACUUGAGUUUGAUCAAAUGCUGGGCUUUUUGAAGGACAACAUUUUUGAUUACUACCUUGUUGAAAGCAGUUUGAUGCGUGUUUCUAGUGGCGGAAGCAGCCAGAUUGAGCCCCACUAUCGAGUUAACGAUUUAGUUGCGGAUGCUUAUGAUGUCAAGAUUCUCCCUAUUACACUAAAAAAAUAUAAGGACGAAUACAUAGAGCUCAACCGAGUGGAGAAGGAGCGAAUUAAGGAAGUUGAAGAUUUGCGGAGCGCAAACGGACAGCUGACGCAGCGGAUUCGACGAUUGGAGAAUACAGUUGCAGACUUGACAAAUGAGCACUUGACGGUCACAAACGAACUUGCCCACGAACGGGUAAAAGUUGCCAAUCUUGCUGAUGAGAAUGAGGUACUUGCGGCGCAAAAGGAAACAUUAGCUAACCAGAUCGAUUCUCUAGGCGGGGGUGGUGCCGAAGAGUUUUUGUCUCUUAAAACCGAGGUAGACCAGCUACGAGAAGCCAAGGCACGUUUAGAAUCCCAGCUGACCAACUUAGAGUCAGAAUUGGGCGAAACCAAGUCAAAGCUUGAGGGCUUGGAGGCGGAUCAUUCGAAGCUUACGACCAAAUGGCUGACACUGAAGAGUGCAUUUCAAGAAUAA
Molecule: messenger RNA, 2199 nt
Organism: Magnusiomyces paraingens
Lineage: Eukaryota; Fungi; Ascomycota; Dipodascomycetes; Dipodascales; Dipodascaceae
Exons: 4
Coding region: 1-2199 (732 amino acids)
Source: RefSeq, a predicted model, not a curated record